UGGAACAGGAAGCGUCAACAGAGAGUGAGAGAGACCAUUGUCUCAGUGGUCUAAUCAAGGAACUCAAUGAGCUCAACUACAGUCAUUGACAAUCGACGAUACUUGGAGAUCUGAGUCAAUAAGAACUAGACACAGCCCAGCAAAAUGGACACCUCGACCAACGGGGAGAUUUGUAUCUUCACUGGCAUGACGGAGAGACAGAGAUUGCUACUGAAAGACUGUUGGCAAGAUCACAUCGGCCUGGCGCCACAGUUAGUUGACGCCGCCCAGGAGCAAUUUGGUGUACAGUUUAUGUUUUGGCUGCUUGAGACUAUCCCCAACGCCAAGAAGAGGUUCACCAAGUUUGACGGGACCCUGCCACAGGAACAGCUGUUGGCGAACAAGGAGUUCAGGAACCACUGCCGUAUUGUGGCCAAGUGGUUCGACUCCAUGAUCCGUCUACUGGACACCCCCGUGGAGCUGGAGAUGGAGACACACCAUCUGGCCAUCACCCACCUGUUCUUCACGCCAAAGAUCGGGUCGGAGUACUUCGACGUGUUCCAGGCCAAGUUCCCACAAUUUAUGGCGUCACAGAUCAAGCGCGCGCUAGUAGAUGAUGAAGUCAAAGCGUGGGGAAUGUUGGCCAAUCUCAUCUCGUCCAAAGUCAAGAAGUCGGAGGGGAUGAUCGCUAGCCAACAGUGCUGUUGUGUGCUGUAGUCUAGGCUGUGGUGGGCUGUAGUCUAGGCUGUUGUGUGCUGUAGUCUAGGCUGCUGUGGGCUGUAGUCUAGGCUGU
This is a messenger RNA of Physella acuta, 772 nucleotides long. RefSeq names its product globin. Gene Ontology annotation, molecular function: heme binding; oxygen binding. Lineage: Eukaryota; Metazoa; Mollusca; Gastropoda; Physidae. The record is from RefSeq and is a predicted model, not a curated record.